AUGUGGACACGUCAUCAACAAGAGCCUUCUUGUUCAGCCAUUGUUGUCUUCUUGAGCAUAAUGCCGUGGUAUCUGAUGGCGGACUUGGUGAGAACACAGUCGUCUGUGGUAUCUAUGACCCAUAGAGCCAGCAAGAAACCAAUCAACGUUGUGCUGCUGGUGCCAAAGAACAACAAGUACAUGUUUUCCUACGCCCACGUGUACCCAGCGAUGGACAUAGCCAUCAAGAAGCUAGGUCUGCAGGAGAGACUGCUCCCCGACCACUACUUCAAGGUUCGCUACAACGACACCAAAUGUCACGAGGCGAUGGGGAUGAAUCUGGCUAUCCAAUACUAUUUCCACAAACAAGUGGACGUAUUUUUCGGCCCAGUUUGUGAUUACGUCAUUGCGCCUGUUCUGAGACAGCUUACGUUCUGGAAUCUGCCAAUGAUUACACCAGGCGCCAAUGCCUGGGGCUUCGUCAAAGACAGAAAGUCAAUGUUUCCUAUGCUGACCAGAGUGGGACCUGUCAGCCAUUACUCUCUGGUUAAUUUCUUCGUCGACCAGGUUGUACGUUACAACUGGCAGAAGGUGAAAGUGGUGAGUUGA
Candidula unifasciata is the source of this 588-nucleotide messenger RNA. Lineage: Eukaryota; Metazoa; Mollusca; Gastropoda; Stylommatophora; Geomitridae. The record is from the annotation of a GenBank genome assembly.